Molecule: messenger RNA, 1163 nt
Organism: Musa acuminata subsp. malaccensis (wild Malaysian banana)
Lineage: Eukaryota; Viridiplantae; Streptophyta; Magnoliopsida; Zingiberales; Musaceae
Source: RefSeq, a predicted model, not a curated record
UUUUGUACUCUACUAAAUUUACAGGCAGAACAUGGUCCAGAUAGUCAGGUGGUUCUUGUCGUUGCCGGAGAUGGAGUGGAUAUUGAUGCUAUCCAGGCUGAAGUUAGCAACCAAUGUGCUAGCCUUCCCAGAGGAGAGUAUGCUUCAAAAGCACUGAGUCAUAGCUUUGUUGUGUUUGCCAGAGACAUGGUUGAGGCAAUUUCCUUCUCGAACUUGUAUGCUCCUGAGCAUUUGAUCAUCAACGUCAAGGAUGCGGAAAGGUGGGAGGGUCUCAUUGAGAAUGCUGGCUCAGUCUUUUUAGGACAAUGGACACCGGAGAGCGUUGGUGAUUAUGCUAGCGGCACCAACCAUGUCCUUCCCACAUACGGAUACGCAAGAAUGUACAGUGGGGUGUCACUAAACUCAUUUCUCAAAUACAUAACUGUGCAGUCCUUAACCGAGGAAGGUCUCAAAAACAUUGGACCGCAUGUAGCAAAGAUGGCAGAAGUCGAAGGGCUGGAGGCUCACAAGAGAGCUGUUACCCUUCGGCUGCAGGAAAUCGAAGCUGCCCUACCUGCUUAGCUGACAUAAUGCAGGUCCAAAAUGCUCUGGGAACUUAUAAUAUCAUAGGCUCCUCCAUUUGAGUUUUUGAGUUGGUACGUUGAAGCACAACUUAUCUCGGUCAAUGUUUGCGUUUCUGAACUGAGCAGGUUGUUUCUUGAAGACCUUUACCAUUUUGCAUCAUUCAUAAUCUGCUAAAAGGCCAAGCUGUUGGGGGUGGUCUUUCUUCAGUGCCCACAAGCAGCUCAAAGUGGGGGGAGUGCAUAAAACAGUCAGCUCAUUUUUACGUGCAAUAACUACAUCCUCAGAUACAUUCAUCAUCAGGUUUAUGCUUGCAGAACCUAAUUAAGUUGUGUUCUCACUGUUGGUGCAACAUUUUGAAGUUCACAAUCGUUUAUCCCAACGAACAAAUGGAAAAGACUAGCCAAUAACCAAAUGGAUAGGGUAUUGCUGUUCGUAUUCACAUCAUCUUAUGUGGCAGAAGACAUGCUGUUGAACUUGUGGUAUUUGCUACGUAAGCCAUCCUUUCAUUUUACUGUUCUAAUAUGCAAGAAACUUUUUUCUGUUUGAUAUGCAACAUUGUUGAUUGUUUUAGUCUAAAGUAAUAUUUGAACUUGUGCAGA